Messenger RNA from Plasmodium adleri (nom. inval.), 819 nucleotides. RefSeq names its product merozoite surface protein 5. Lineage: Eukaryota; Apicomplexa; Aconoidasida; Haemosporida; Plasmodiidae. The transcript is spliced from 2 exons. The coding region runs from base 1 to 819 and encodes 272 amino acids. The record is from RefSeq and is a predicted model, not a curated record.
AUGAAUAUAUUAUAUAUUCUAUCAUAUAUUAAUUUUUUCGUAAUUUUUUAUAGCUUGAAUUUAAAUAAUAGAAAUGAGAAUUUUUUGACUGUAAGAAGAUUAAUGAGUGACCAAACAGAAGGGGGUGGUGUUGGAAGUGAAGAUAAUGUGAAUAAAAAUAAUAAUAGAAGUGAUGAAAAUAAAUUAAAAGAAGAAGAUGCUUUAUCUACUGAGAUGACUGAAAAAAAUUCCAGUUCAUCAGAUAAACAACCCAAUGAUAUUUCACAAGAUGAAUCAAAGAAUAAUUCUAAGAGUUCAGAAUCUAUACAAAAAGAACGUGAAGAAAAAGAGAAUAGUAACCCUAAUUUAGAUAGUAGUAAAAAUUCUAGUGAGAGUACAACACGUUCUGUUGAUAUAUCAGAACAUAAUUCUAAUAAUGCAGAGACAAAAGACGAGAACGGAGAAGAAACUUUAGAACUUGAAAUUAAUGAGAAUGCAGAUAGAGGUCAAGAGCCUCCAAAUAGAUUACAUUUUGACAAUAUAGAUGAUGAGGUGCCACAUUACAGCGCCCUAAGAUAUAAUAAAGUAGAAAAAGAUGUAACAGAUGAUAUGCUAUUAUAUAAUAUGAUGAGUCAUGAAAAUAAAAAAUCAUGCUCCAUAAAUAAUGGUGGAUGUUCUGACGAUCAAUUAUGUAUAAAUAUAAAUAAUAUUGGAGUUAAAUGUAUAUGUAAGGAUGGAUAUUUACUAGGAACAAAAUGCAUAUUAUUGAAUUCUUAUUCUUUCCAUCCAUUUUUUUCUAUUAUUAUUUAUAUUAUAUUGUUUUUAUUAUUAUUCGUUUAA